UUUAUAUGGUGAUACGCUGUAAGAACCAGUCUCGACCUUGUCGACCAUGAAAAUUGAUGAAGUAAAGGAGCCCAUAGGAUUAUGCAGCCGACUUCAAACUGCUAUCUUUGACUAUGGUGAUUUUCUGACCAUGAAGACAAAUGGUGUCAUUCUGUCACUACGUGUAUUACCCAUAUCGGAUAAAGAGAGGGGAGAGAUGAUGGGAGAGAAACGAUUUAUGCAAUUAAUUAAUUAAUUGAUUUGCAUGAGCUAAACUUAAGCAUGGUUGGGGAAUAAUUGUCCAAGACAGCAGAAAUGACAUGAAUAGAAGCAAUUGCUCAAUACAGAUAAUUAAACUGCCAAUUCCAUACGAAUGUUAAAUGAAAAACGAUUAAUUUUGGAAUUUCAAUAAAAUGUGAUAAAUGGCCUUCUCUGGAUAAGAGAUGUAUUAAAUCGCAUUGGAUUAGAUCGUUAGAUUCGAGGAGCAUAGUCGUAUUAAUCGAUGUCGCAACCAGAGCCCGAUGAGAUUUGUGCGCAGAUUAGAUCCCACUCGUUCGGCAGUUUCGGAGCAUCAGUGAGAAACUUCGUGUGCUACCUAUCAAAGAGGAAAUUUUCAACCAUGGAUGGCCAAGAUUUCAAAGAUGUGGUAGUUGCCAAAAAUGAGAAACUAAUGGCCGCAUAUAAGGCAAAGAACUUCCCGGCUUGUGCGGAACUGUACAGCGAAGAUUGUCAGAUAUUUCCACCCGGGGCUCCAGCCACACCCGGGCGACAAGGCGUAAUAGACGUCUACUCUAAGACGUAUGCAUGUGGGGCAGAGACGCUGGUGAACAGUACAGACGAAGUGAUGUGUUGCGGUGAGUUAGGGGUCGAACUCGCAUCCUACAAGUUACUCAAGCCAUCGGGAAACAUCAUGGAACACGGCAAGGCCAUUGUGGUGUGGAAAAAAACAAAGGGAGAAUGGCUUCUACAUUGGGAUAUAUUUAAUGCUAACAAAUAAUAGAAGACUUAUACAUUAGCCUGAUAAAUUUAGAUAUUGUUCACAAUGGAGGCAUCACUUUCAUCCAAAGGCUAUGACCUGACGUAGCGUACACUUCAAAAAUGUUUGUGAAAUAUAGUUUAUAGUAAUCAUUAUUAGGAUAUGUGUCUCAUUAUGUUGAACAGUAAGUAGUCUUGGAAUUAUCCCAUAUACCCCACUUUACUAAAAAUCAAGUAACAAAUAUCUGAAAAAUAGGGAUGUAUUUAUUAAAUCAUAUCAGUCAGAGAAGUAAAUGUUCGUUUUCUUGGUAAUCUUCAAUUGUUCAAAAUAAAUAAUAAUCGUACAGUAGCAAA
Messenger RNA from Owenia fusiformis, 1308 nucleotides. The record is from the annotation of a GenBank genome assembly. Lineage: Eukaryota; Metazoa; Annelida; Polychaeta; Sabellida; Oweniidae.